GUGUGUGAGAGUGUGCGCGGGGCCCGCAGGACCGGGAAGGGGGAAGCUCCCUGAGGCUUCGCUCCCAGAUCCCUCUUCUAGCAAGGAAAACGGGGCUCCGGGGAGGAUACAUUGCGAUUUGGGAAUGGAUCGAAUGAAAAGCUUGUUUUGAAAAAUUUUACUAAAGAGAGGAUCCAAGAUCAAGUGGGUGUCCCCGAGUGGGUGGCUGCAACGAGACUCGCAUGCUGGAGAAGCUGCCCCUCUGCGGGAAGGCCUUCGCCGACAUGAUGCACAAGGUGGACGUCUGGAAGUGGUGCAACCUGUCCGAGUUCAUCGUGUACUACGAGACCUUCACCAACUGCACCGAGGUGGAGACCAACGUGGUGGGCUGCUACUGGCCCAACCCCCUGGCGCAGGGGUUCAUCAGCGGCGUCCACAGGCAGUUCUUUGCCAACUGCACCGUGGACAGGACGCACUGGGAGGACCCCCCGGACGAGGUUCUCAUCCCGCUCAUCGCUGUGCCGGUCCUGCUGACCGUGGCCAUGGCCGGCCUGGUGGUGUGGCGCAGCAAGCGCCCUGACCAGCUGCUGUGAGGCUCGGCGGUCAGAGGGGCCGCGCCUGGAGAGAGGGAAGGCCGGGCCGGGGGCUGGGGAGCCGCCCAGGACCCAGACCCGGACCUGGCGGUCGUGGGCAGGCGUCACCAGGCCCCGCAGCUCGCUGCAGUCAUGCUGCUCACCCAGGCUCUUCCUCUUUCUUGGGCUGGGGAAGAAAACGCACCAAGCCCGGAGCCCGAAUCGCUGCUGCUGUGCCCGCUGCCCAGGCUGGGUGUCCAGGCCAUUCCUUUGCAGAGCCCUGCCUGGCCCUGGCCGGGCCUCCUGCCCUCACCC
Molecule: messenger RNA, 866 nt
Organism: Leptonychotes weddellii (Weddell seal)
Lineage: Eukaryota; Metazoa; Chordata; Mammalia; Carnivora; Phocidae
Source: RefSeq, a predicted model, not a curated record